Molecule: messenger RNA, 7393 nt
Organism: Chiloscyllium plagiosum (whitespotted bambooshark)
Lineage: Eukaryota; Metazoa; Chordata; Chondrichthyes; Orectolobiformes; Hemiscylliidae
Gene: arid2
Product: AT-rich interaction domain 2
Biological process (GO): regulation of DNA-templated transcription
Cellular component (GO): SWI/SNF superfamily-type complex
Molecular function (GO): DNA binding
Source: RefSeq, a predicted model, not a curated record
GAGCACGAGCACGAGCAGGGAAGGGGGAGGGGUGUCACGUAAUGGUUGAAUAGUGGCACCCCCUCCCGGGGCCUAGGCUGUGGUGGCCGGUUUGGUUGAGACGAGGCGCUAUUGUUUCGCUUCUCCGAGGGAGGUUCGAGCCGCUGCCGCCGGUGUCUCGGCCGCCAACCAGUACUGCUGCUGUGUUUUCAUUCUUUUUUUUCUCAAAAAAAUAUAUAAAUGUGUGUUUUACCCCCCCUUCCCCUCCUGUGUUUGAGUUAAUGCUAAACUGCAUGGAGCCACUGCAGCCCGUCUGAAAAAAAAUAUAUUUAUACCAUAAAUACACACAUUUAUAUUGUCUACCACAUUAACGCACAAUAGAGAACAAGAUGUAAGUUGUUUUUUGUGUUUUUUUUUGUGUUUGAGGGGAGAUCGAAAAGAGUGCAGUGAGUGAGUAAAAGCGAGUCUUUGCUCUUUUUUUUUCUUUUUUUCUCUCAAACUUUCGCACUCGCUCCAUCAAUGACUGAGCAGCGGCGGACCGGCUCUCCUUCCAGAUACUGAAUAACUUCCCCGAGGCAUUUUUUAUUUAUUUAUUAAUUUUUUUUGGUUAAAAAACACCCUCUUCUCUUCACACAACAAUGAAAAAGAUGGCAAAUUCGAUGGGGAAAAUGCAGCCUUCAGACCCGAGGAGAAAAAGGCAGGCGUUCCUGGAGGAGCUGCGGCAGUUUCACCACAACAGAGGGACGCCUUUUAAAAAGAUCCCUAUAGUGGCUGGAAAGGAGCUGGAUCUUCACGCUCUCUACACCAGAGUCACCAGCCUGGGAGGAUUCGCCAAGGUAACUGACAAGAACAAAUGGUCACAGAUAACGGAGGAGUUAAACUUUCCGAAAGGUUGCCCUAACGCAGCGUUUGCCUUAAAACAAUAUUACUUACGUUAUCUUGAAGCUUAUGAGAAAGUACAUCACUUUGGGGAAGAUGAUGACGAGGUUAGUUCAGGGAAUCAACGAGGACCUGUUCCUGUUGGUGGGGUACCUUCUUCAUACAGUUACCAGCAGCAUAUAUUGUCAGAUUAUAUUCGACAAAGCUAUGGACUUAAUACAGAGUUUGUCACACUUAGUGACUACAAUAAAUUGGUGCUUUCCCUUAUGUCUGGACUCCCUAAUGAAGUGGAUUUUGCAAUAAAUGUUUGCACUCUUCUCUCAAAUGGGAAUAAGCACAUCAUGCAACUUGAAAAGGACCCCAGAAUCACCACCAUUUUACUUGCACAUGCUGGAGUUUUUGAUGAUAAUUUGGGUACCUUGUCUUCUGUAUUUGGUGCAGAAUGGAAAGAAAAAACAGGCAGAGAUUUUGUUAAGUUCUGGAAAGAUAAUGUUGACGAUAAUGAAAUACGGGAGCUUAUUAUAUUUAGGAACAAUGGACCACAAGGUACGAGUAUAGAAAUUGAUAUGGAAUCAUCUUUAUUCCAUCCCCCUCAUAAAGUGGGCAUCAAUGAUGUUGAGGGGCAACGUGUACUUCAGAUAGCAGUAAUCCUUCGCAAUUUGUCAUUUGAGGAAGGAAAUGUGAAGCUAUUGGCAGCUCACCGUACGUGUGUGCGUUUCCUGUUGUUAUGUUCCCACUGUCAGUAUGCUUCUCUCAAGCAACUGGGGCUGGACACAUUGGGUAACGUAGCAGCUGAGCUUCAGUUGGAUCCUCUUGAUUUUAAAAGUACUCACCUAAUUUUUCAUACUGUAACUAAAUGUCUACUUUCCUGUGACAAGUGUUUGAAAAUAAGAGGAAUGGAAAUACUAGGAAAUCUAUGUAGAGCUGAAGAUAACGCAGACUUGAUAUGUGAAUAUGUGGAUCAGGACUCUUACAAGGAGAUUAUAUGUCAUCUAACUUUGCCUGAUAUGCUGCUGGUAAUCUCCUCAUUAGAGGUGCUGUACAUGCUUACUGAACUAGGAGAAGUACCCUGCACAAAGAUAGUUAGUGUGGAAAAAAGUGUGGAUAUGUUGGUGUGUCUUGUGUCGGUGGAUAUCCAGUCAUUUGAGUCUGAUGCAGUGAAAUUAAUUGAAUAUCAAAGUUCUAACCAUCAAGUGAUCUCCGAAAUCAGACCACAAGCUAUGGAGCAUUUGCAACAUGGACUAGCUCAUGGCGUGACAGCUUCAGCAAUAAGAGUUGGCUCUACAUUGGCAACCCCACCAGGAAUAGAAGUAGACAGUGAAAAGUUUGGCUGUCAGUGGUUAAACGCACAUUUUGAGACAUCCUUGGAAGGCUCAAUUUCACGACUGGAUCUCUAUUCUGAAUAUCUUUCUGUGUGCAGUAAAUUAGCUCGGGGUGGAAUUCUGACAUCAACAGGUUUUAAUAAGUGUCUGAGGACUCUAUUUCCAACCUGUAUAGUAAAACGAAUUGAAGAUCCCAAUAACAGCGGGCAAGCACAAAUACACAUAGUAGGUAUCCAAAGAAGGGCUAUACCACUUCCCAUGCAGUCACACUACCAACAAUCACCAACUGCUCCCUCCAUUACGGCAGAGAUAACACAGAAUCCAGCUCCCUCAGGACAGGCAAUGGUAAGUCACUUUCAAAGGAUACCUGCAGGAAACCUUUGUGCUAAUCAGCCAGGAUCUCCAAUGAUCUACACAUUUCAACAAAGUAUUCCAACUCACAAUGUUACCAAGUCAUCACAAGAUCAAACUAGCUUGGCACAACCACACCAAAAUACUGCAGCGACUUUUGUACAAAGCAGAACUCCAGUUACGAGUGAGACAGUAAAGUGUACAGUUGUCCAGUCUCCAACAUUUAGCACUCAUUCUGGAGUUACAGUUCCAUAUUCAUUAACCGGAACCAACAUACCGCCUGGAACAGUGAUCCAAAAUCACGCCACCACAACAACACAGUCAUCAGUUAAAAUCACAUCUUCUCAGCAAAUGCUUCACCAUCCACAGGUCUUUCAACAGCAGCUUCCUGGUCACCAGCUCUCCAUGCCAGCUGUAUCUUCUAAUCAGGUGAAUACCUCUGCAGCAACAACGGUUACUGUAUUACAGCAGGCUGCUUCUCAUACCCAUGCAGGAAUUGGCAGAGUUCAAAGUACACCAGCAGCCACUGUCACUGUUUCCCAAGGACAGCUGUUAUCGGGUGCAGUAUUGCACUCUGUACAGACACCACGUCACCAGCCAAAAACAACCAGUCAGCAAGACACAGUUCUUUUGGCACCGCAGCACUAUUCCUCUACUUCAAGUCCCAUUGUAUCUGGUGCUGCCGUGCAAAAUUUUCAAGUCUCACCAGGUCAAGUAGUUGCAAUCGCUGGUGUUCAAAGCCCUCCAACUCCUAGGAUGAGUUUCCAGAAUAUAGCACCAAAACCAGCAGGAAUGCCACCACAGCAAGUUCAGUCUACCAUAAUACAACAGCAACCCCAGCAGAGUGUACAUGUGAUUGUUAGUCAGCCAGCUCAACAGGGGCAGAGCUUUGCCCCUGCCAUUCAUCAGAUAUUGUUAACAAAUCCAGCUACUAUUCAAGCCAGCCAAACUCUUCAUUUGGCUGGAAAGGCAAAUGUGACCCCUUCGACCUCGCCAUCCUCUGUACCUGUCAACAAUGCACAGGUACAAGUGGGCUUAGUUACUCAACCAUCCACCCCUCAAAUACAGGGGCCUCAAACAGUGAGUAAGAUGCUAUCUGUGAAACGGCAGCAGCAGCAACAACAGCAUCCUCAAAAGCAGUUCCAGGUGCAGAUUCAGUCCCAGCAGGCCACUACUGCAGUUAGUCAGCCUCCCUCUGGGGAGUCCAGUUUAAUAAAACAAUUACUUCUUCCCAAAAGAGGUCCUCCUACUCCAGGUGGUAAACUCAUAUUGCCUGCUCCUCAAAUGCCUCUCCCUUCUAAUACCAGAGCUCCUAGUCCUCAGGUGGUCUACCAAGUAACUCCUAAUCAGGCAAAUAAUUUUGGAGUUCAACCCCAAAGUCAACAAUUGGUUGUUGGCCACCAAAAUGUGCAGCUUGUUCAAGGUCCCAUCCAUUCACAGGGAUCAGUGCAGACAGUGCCCAUCCCUCAUAUGCAGAUUUUACCCGGUCAAUUGAUCUCUGCGAGUAACACUACUGCUCUUCUCCAGGGAACAACCGGCAACCAAGUUACUAUUACUGUUGUGCCAAAUACCACCUUCACUGCUGCAGCUGGGAAUCAUGGCAGCGGAACACAGAUUAUUGCACCUGCAGGAAUUGCUGUCAGUGCAUCACAUACAGGAGUUGGUCUCCAAGUGCAAACAUCUCCACCUAUGUUGACACCGCAGAGUGAACAGAUAAAAAGCUCAGAAUCUGGGAUUGCAUUCACAGGUGACAAAAUUAUUUGUCAGAAGGAGGAAGAAGCAAAAGAUACAACAGAUUUACAUCUGCAUGAACGUAAAAUUGAAAUUAUGGAAAAUCCUUCCUGUUCAGAGAGUGGGACUGCUACAUCCAAUGGUGAGUUAAAGGAAAGCAAAAUGCAGGCAACAAAACUUGUAAAUGGGAAAAAACAUGAUAAUCCGCAUCUACCUCCAUCCAACUCAGGGAAUGUUCAGUCUGAGCCCAUCCAGUGCACAAUGGCCUCAAACGGACCUUUGACAGGAGUAAGUCAAAAUGUAACUAAUGGGAAGCUGAAUGUAGAGUAUGCAGGAGUGCAGGAAAUUAAGAAAGAUCUUUUGAAAAUGCCUAUGGUUAAUGGGAUCUGUGAUUUUGAAAAAGGAGAUGGUUCACACUUGAGCAAAAGCAUUCCGAAUCAUAGAGCUUCCAACCAUGUGGAAAAUGGCGAUUUUGCUGCAAAGGAGCAAUGGUGCAAAAUGGAUUGUAAUCAGCAAAACACUGCCAAAAGUGGUCAGUUGACCAAAGUGCACAAUGGACCUGUUUCAGUAGGAAAUUCAAGUGCUAACUGUACAGUCAUUUCAAGCUCUGUUGACCAGCAAAUUAGUGACACACACUCAGGAUUAUCCAAUGGACCUAUGACAGCUGGCAUUUGUUCAGCGGUGCCCCCGCUUCAGUGCUCAACUUCAGCUGUUUCUGUGCAGUCUUUGCUUCCUCAUGCUCCCCAGGUGCAUUGCCCACCAGUUCUGCACCAACCUGGGCCUGUAGCUGUACAUUCAGUUCAACUAUAUCAGACUCCAACAACCAAUGGUUCAACUGAUUGUCAACUUUUAAAAAGGCCAGCUGAUUGCAAAGAUAAUACAUCAGGAAUACCAAAUAAAGUGGGAGUAAGGAUUGUUACCAUCAGUGAUCCCAAUAAUGCUGGCUGCAGUUCAACAAUGGUGGCUGUGCCAGUAGGAUCUGAUUCCAGUACAAUAGCCAAAGUAACAAUGGAUAAUGUGUCACAGCAAAAUCAGCAUUUGCCUGUUAUUUCACAGGGCAUGGUUAAUCAGUCCCCACCUUUAGCACCACCACCAGCAACGCAGCAGAUCAAUUCUCAAUCUCUUCAACAUCAAGUUCAAACGUUGCACCAACACGGCGAGCUGACAAGAAAACCUGGACAGAAUUUCAUGUGCCUGUGGCAAGCAUGCAGAAGGUGGUUUGAAUCUCCAUCUCAAGUAUACUACCACGCAGCAACUGAGCAUGGAGGGAAAGAUGUAUAUCCAGGGGCAUGCAUGUGGGAAGCUUGUGAACAUUUUCCACGGCAGAGAUUCUCCUUCAUUACUCACUUACAAGAUAAACACUGCACAAAAGAAGCACUCCUUACAGGACUGAAGAAGCUUGAAGAGCAAGCACAAGGUGGAAACCAACAAACUUCCAAUAAGCAGACACCAGCUGGAGCUACUUCCGUUGCUAAAGCACCGAAGACUAUUGUGAAUCAUCCCAGUGCUGCAUUAGUGGCAUUGCGGCGGGGAUCUAGGAACCUUGCAUUUAGAGGUUAUAUGGAUGAAAAGGAAGGCCCAAUAACAAAACACAUCCGGUUGACAGCUGCCUUAAUUUUAAAAAAUGUUGCUAAGUAUUCAGAUUGCGGUCGCAGAUUACUAAAGGGACAUGAGAACCAAUUGUCUGUACUAGCCCUUAGCAACAUGGAAGCUUCUAGCACUCUUGCCAAAUGCCUUUUCGAACUUGUACGUCUAGAACAAUUACAACAACCAGAAAAUAAACUCUGAAACAGUGUGUUGACGUUACAUAUGCGGCCAGUGUGUACAGUAUUCUAAAAUGACCUGUAAAUGACUUUCAGAACAAAGCAACAAGUCACGUUGAGAAGAGGCCAUUACGGACAUAAUUUCUUUAAAUCUUUUUCCAUGUUGCACAGAAGCUUUUCAUUCUGAUCACAAACUGAUUCUGUGGUUGACCAGCUUUUAAUAGGAUUACCAAUCGUCUGUUCGGAAUCCAGUACCUUUUUUAAAAAAAUGUUUGCAAGUAGUAAAUACUAAAAAUUGGGAGACUACAAGGAUCAAAUAAUAGCAUUAAUUAUUUUUGCCCUGUACCCCCCAUGAGGACAUUUUUAUAUUUUGUAAUGAGUGACUAAAACUGGGGUUUAAUAGAACAGAAGUUGACGCACUGGAUGUAAUCUCUGCCAUCCAAGAGGUCGCAGCUUAUUUCUAGUGAAGUUGUUUUCCUGUUUAGAAUUCAGUAGCUUGUUUUCUUUUCAUACUUGAGCCAAUAUAUUUUCACUUAUUUAUUAUCACAUGAUCAUUUGUAAAUAUUUGUGAAUAAAAUAAACCAACUUUCAUGCCACUGCAAUCACUGGAAACACAGCUUGUGGUAAUAUAUUAGCAUUAUUGUUAGGUUAUAGAACUCUUUAUUUUUUAGUGUUUCCUGUUAAUUGUAAGUAAUUGUGAUAUAUUCUCUGCAGUGGAUGAAUGUUCUUUAAGUUUGUGUAAAUAAUUCUGCAAUGGUACUGAAGCUGUAAAGUCAAAAGCAGUUUUGUGGAACUGAUUUUUUUGUAUUAUACACCUUGUAGAACUCAUUUGCUGGUUGAAAGAGUAUGGAAUAAUAUAUCUCAUGUCAUUUUGUAGAAGAAAACUAUUGAAGGUAUUUUUGGUUUACCCUAACUUGGACCCACUGAAAGGUAUCACUUAGUACAAGUGUAGUGCUUGUACAGGAUUUUUUGUAUUUGUAAAUUGUUUAAAUAUAAGGAAUUUUAUACAGGUUUUUCUCCCUGUUAUAUUUACAUUAGGUGCAGGUAUGGUAUUUUCUUCAUUAUUCAUAACAUUUAUUUUCCAAUCCAAUUAUAGUGCAGUAUUUUAGUGUUUGUUCUUCCAUCUUUAAUAUUGUACCAUUCUACAUUCCUGUUUUGUCUCUGGGUUAUGUCCUGAAUGGUGUGUUAUGUGAUCUUUCAUAACUGCCUAUUGCCUGAUGUAUUAGCAUCCAGAGGAGGGAACACUCCUUUCCCAUUUCCUGCUUUGUCUGUAGAAUGUGCAGUAAUAACACACAGCAGUUUUACAUUAGAUGACUUCAAUUACUUUGGUGACUGUUUAUAGUUUUAAAUAAAAGAGGCUGGACAUUU